Chionomys nivalis (European snow vole) is the source of this 576-nucleotide messenger RNA. Its product is annotated as WAP four-disulfide core domain protein 5-like. The transcript is spliced from 4 exons. The record is from RefSeq and is a predicted model, not a curated record. The coding region runs from base 1 to 576 and encodes 191 amino acids. Gene Ontology annotation, molecular function: peptidase inhibitor activity. NCBI's taxonomy places the organism in Eukaryota, Metazoa, Chordata, Mammalia, Rodentia, Cricetidae. Gene Ontology annotation, cellular component: extracellular region.
AUGAGAAUCCAGAGCUCCCUCCUCUUGGUAGUCCUCCUGGCUUUCGAGACCCAGCUGCCUGUGGCCCGGUGUAGGAAUAAGGGAGAAAAAUGGGGGGGCUGCCCACCAGACGACGGGCCUUGCCUCCAGGUGACACCGGAUCAGUGCAUGAAUGACCGCCAGUGCCCCUCAUCUAUGAAGUGCUGCUCCAGAGCCUGCUUCCGCCAGUGUGUCCCUAGGGUCACAGUGAAGCUGGGCAAGUGCCCCCUGGAUCAACUCCACUGCCUCAGUCCUAUAAAGCACAUGUGUAACCAAGACUCGAACUGCUCAGGCAAGAAGCGGUGUUGCCUCAGUGCCUGCGGCCGGGACUGCCGAGACCCCAGCAAAGGUACCGUUCCUGGGGGCCAUGACAGGGCCUUCCUCUCCAGCCUAGCUCUGGGAUGCCCUUCCAGGCCCCCAUCCAUCCCAGGCAAGAAUAGAAACCACCGCCUCCGGCCGCCCGCGGCCUCCCUCCCUCCCCCGGCAGCGAUCGAUGCGGCCUCAGCCGCGGGGGACGGGAACACAGGAAAGGAGGGGGCCGCGGGGCCUCCGCAGUAG